ACCAACCAACCAUCCAGCAAGUAUUGAAGGGAAAAAGCCAUGACCUUGAACAAUGUCACCAUGCGUCGCAACAGUGGCAGUAGUUGUGGUGCCUUGCAGCCUCAGCAGCAACGUUGGAGUGUUCCAACAGAUGGAAAGCAUCUGGUAGUGCAGAAAGAGACCCAAGAGGCAAACUGCCAGAAAAGGUAUACCCUAAACCAUGAAGAAUAUUACCGCAAAAGCUGGUCAUCAGAGUCCUCUGAUUCUGUCAUCUCCACUGAGUCAGGAAACAGCUGCUACCGAGUGGUUCUCAUAGGGGAACAAGGAGUUGGCAAAACCACCAUUGCAAGUGUCUUUGCAGGUGUGCAUGACAGCCUGGACAGCGAUUGUGAACUUCUGGGAGAAGACAACUAUGAACGAACUUUGCAGGUAGAUGGCGAAAGUGCAACUAUAAUGCUUCUGGACGUCUGGGAAAACAAGAAGGAAAAAGGAUGGCUCCAAGAUCAGUGCAUGAAAGUUGGAGAUGCAUAUUUAAUUGUCUAUUCCAUCACGGACCGGGCAAGCUUUGAAAGAGCAUCUGAGCUAAGGAUUCAGCUCCGCAGGGCACGGCAGAUGGAAGACCUUCCUAUUAUUUUAGUAGGCAACAAAAGUGAUCUUGUAAGGUGCCGUGAAGUUUCUGUUUCAGAGGGCCGAGCCUGUGCAGUAGUGUUUGAUUGUAAGUUCAUUGAGACCUCAGCAGUUGUACAGCAUAACGUGAGAGAGAUGUUUGAAGGCAUCGUACGUCAAGUUCGUCUGAGAAGGGACAGCAGAGAAAAGAACGAGAAGAGGCUGGCAUAUCAAAAGAGAAAAGAAACCAUUCCUAAGAAGGCGAGGAGAUUCUGGGGGAAAAUCGUAGCCCGAAAAAACAAGAAUAUGGCUUUCAAACUGAAGUCCAAAUCUUGCCAUGAUCUCUCUGUCCUUUAGGAACUUGGGACGCUAGACUUUUAUCUAUCACAAAUAUUCCACAUAAUCUCCAGAACUGAGAAAAAUCAAUCUAUAUUAGAUUGGUCAAAACAGCUCAUCUGGAAUCACAAUUGUGAUUAUUGUGAUGGUGCAUGCCUGCAAUACAGCAAGCAUGGUCUCAUGCAUGGAAGAAGGAAAGUCAUUUACAGUAUAUGUUUGGCUUACGCUUAUAUUUGAAAUGAAUGACCGUACUGGACUGGGAGGAGCAUUUUUAUGCUCUCUGAAAGAACAUUCCAAACAAUAUAGUGAGAUGAGUCUGAAAAAAUACAACCUGUGGAAAGGGAAACUCCUAUAGUUACCUUCUUCCUAACCAACCAGUUGCUUUUCUUAAGUGUGCACUGCUAAGUCUUAUUCUUACAAUAUCAUCCGUUGCAGUGGCUAGAUAAGUAUCAGCAGCAUCAGCAGAUAAUCAGAUGCUCAUAUUACUAGGAACACUAAAGCCAGCCACCCAUUGAUGAUUAUUGUCAUGAAGUCAACACUGCCUCAAUUCUAAAUCCAUUCACUUUCUGCCCUACUGGUUCUACACCCAUUUGUAUUCUGAUCGGGCACCUAGCAUGUUGUUUUAUAGCCUGAGGUUCUAAAAGACAAAGUAGGCAGGCAUUGCAGCAGAUCUGAUAACAAAUUCAAUUUUUUAUAACUUUUUUUAUUAUUCCACCUCCUUUCCUCCUCGCUGCCAAGUGAAACAAUAAAAGCAUGGCUACCUCUGAAAUAAAAGCACAUACAUCACAAACCAGCAAUUGCUAUGGCAUAGCAUCAUCAAUUAAUGGGGUCAUUGCCCAUUGAAGAGGCAGGGAGAAAAUAUCUUAAUGUGCUAUGUGCACAUGUGCCUUUGAAU
Molecule: messenger RNA, 1816 nt
Organism: Protobothrops mucrosquamatus (brown spotted pit viper)
Lineage: Eukaryota; Metazoa; Chordata; Lepidosauria; Squamata; Viperidae
Gene: GEM
Product: GTP binding protein overexpressed in skeletal muscle
Exons: 5
Coding region: 40-942 (300 amino acids)
Biological process (GO): negative regulation of high voltage-gated calcium channel activity
Cellular component (GO): plasma membrane
Molecular function (GO): GTPase activity; calcium channel regulator activity; GTP binding
Source: RefSeq, a predicted model, not a curated record